AUCACAUGAAGAUUGUGAAUAUGAGAAAGUUUAUCAUCGUUUGACAUGUGUUUAUCAAAACAUUCUUGGUUCCUUAUAAGAAUUCUAUGACCACAGCGAUGCGUAGAAUCAAGUGGUUGUCGGUUGAUGUGUAUUAAAAUGUCGGCCAGAUUACGCAGUAAAGAUAACCCCAAUAUUUGUCAGCGAACAAAACCCUAUACAACAAAUUCUAAAGGCAGUCUAGAUGAACCAAAUAGAUAUAAGUUAAAUAUUAUGGAUAACAUUUCCUCACAAAAUGUUGCAAAAAAAGAAGUAAUUCUUCCAUCUGAGAUGACACCGGAAUAUAUAGAUAAAUCAACCUUAGGUUUCACCAAGGAAUCUCAGGAUACUCCUGGCAUGAUUAGUAAAGAAUUUGAUUUUAAUGGUAAACUACCAAUAGUUUGCAACACUAAUACAUCUGACAAUAUAAUACAUACACUUUCACCAGAUUCCAAUAAAAUUAAUAGUAAUAGACCUAGAAUUAAACCUCAACCUAAGUUAAACCAAAGAAAUGCUACCAAAAUUAAUUUUAAUAAAGUUGAAAAUGAAAGUAAUAAGUUCUACAAUGGAGUUUGUUCAAAGGAUAAGAAUGCUAAGGAAACGGCUACAUUUCCCAUAUCUACGUCAUUGCAGAAUGGUAAUAUGUCAGCAAGUAAAACGGCUGAUUAUUCCACAUGUUUCAAAACAAAGUGUCUCGAUGGAAGAGUUAAUAAACUGACCAUGGGUGAUUACAUAUAUUACAACCCAAAAACUAACCCCCCAAAGAAUGGUCACAGGAAGAGAAGAGUGGAGACUAUCGUCAAACCUGAAGAUAAAAUUAUAAAUGCAGAAGAACAAGAUACUAAUGUCUAUGCUAAUAAGAGUGAUGAAGAAAAUGACAUGCCUGCACCACAAGUAAAGGUGGGACCUGAUGGUGAAAUUAUCCUAGAUGAGGCAAGUUUGAUGAUCGAGAAUAAACAAAUAAAAAAAGCCCGCGAAGAUAUACAGAAAUCUGCCGUCAUUAACGGUGACGACGCUUCUGAUGCAGAAUGCAGAUCCAAGUUAAAAACCAAUCGAAGUAAAUCUUGGACAAAAGACGAAAUAUUGAGAUUUUACAGGGCGCUGAGUCUAGUUGGAACUGAUUUCUCUCUUAUGUGUGAUUUGUUUCCAAAUAGAACUCGUAAACAAAUUAAAUUAAAAUUUAAGAGGGAAGAAAAAGCAAACCCUAAGUUAAUAGACAAGGCAUUAUCAGAACCUCCUUCUUGUGAAUAUCAUGAAUUGAAGUGGGAAGCUGAAAGAGAAAUAAUAGAGUCUGAAUUAUUGGCGAGCUUUAAGGAAGACGCGAGAAAGUUUAGAGAAGAGAGAAAAGAGCAAAAAAGGAUUAAAUUUAUUGAAAGAAGAAAAAUAGAGGAAGAGAAGGAAAUGCUUGUGAAUGCUAAUAAGCAACAGAAAAAAAUACCUGCUCCUAAUGUCUCUGCUAAACCUACUAGAAAGAGAUCUUUGAAUAUUUUUUCAAUCCUUAGUGAUGAGGAUUUGUAAUAAAUUAACUUCCAUUUAAGACUGAAAACUUAAUUUAUACUCUAAGAUAUAUUUAUUUUAUAGUUUAACUUAUUUAUGUAUAAUAAGUUUAUUUAAUUGUAGUUGAAUACAAAAUUACAUAUUCUAUGACUAUUUUGCAACUUAAAUUUGUAAAAUUGUAAUUGAUAAUAUAAUAAUAAAAAUUUAUAGUUUCUAUUUAA
Molecule: messenger RNA, 1736 nt
Organism: Aethina tumida (small hive beetle)
Lineage: Eukaryota; Metazoa; Arthropoda; Insecta; Coleoptera; Nitidulidae
Product: transcription factor TFIIIB component B'' homolog
Exons: 6
Coding region: 127-1536 (469 amino acids)
Biological process (GO): RNA polymerase III preinitiation complex assembly
Cellular component (GO): transcription factor TFIIIB complex
Molecular function (GO): TFIIIC-class transcription factor complex binding
Source: RefSeq, a predicted model, not a curated record